UGGAUGCUGAGGGUCUAUAACAUCGCCUUCCAAGGUGUCCAGACACAGUUGGGGCUUUUUAAAUGGGAAUUAAAGCCACAUCGGCUCAAAACUAACAGUACUUCAACAUGGAAGGUUCGCCAUUUGUGGAAGAUACAGGGGGUGAACAUGAAAAGGAGAAAGAUGAGGCUGAAGAAAAGGAAGAAGAAAACAAAGAUGAUCCACAAACGAAAUUAACUGAGGGAAAGCAACAAAAACUGGCCACCUGGGGUCCAUGUUUUUAUAACAGAGUGGGCAAAGAGGUGUACAACUACGUCGGCCAUGAGAUAGUCAUCGAAGAGGGUCUGGACUCAUAUGCAGGCAUGAUAUGGCCCGGGGCUUUAGCUCUCUGCCACUACCUGGAUACUCAUCGGGAUCAACUGAAUCUCACUGACAAAGCUGUGCUGGAAAUCGGAGCAGGAACUGGCCUUGUGUCUGUGGUCGCGGCACUCCUCGGUAGCUGGGUCACAGCUACAGACCUUCCAGAGGUUUUGAACAACACCAGAGUAAAUCUGAGCAGGAACACCAGGGGCCGCUGCAGACACACACCUCAGGUGGCCCCUCUGACCUGGGGCUACGACCUGGAGCACACCUACCCUCCACCUGUUUACAGGUACGACUACGUGUUGGCAGCCGACGUCGUUUACCAUCACGACUUCCUGGACGAGCUCUUGGUCACUAUGAAGCAUUUCUGCAAACCCGGAACAACGCUGAUCUGGGCCAACAAGGUCAGGUUUGAGACUGAUCUGGUGUUCACUGAGAACUUUGAAAAAGCUUUUCACACAAGUUUACUGACUGAAGAAGGGGACAUGAAGAUAUUCAUGGCAACAAGUAGGGAAGGAGAUUUUGAAAUGGAUCAGAAGCUCGAAAUCAAAGAUCUGUUGGGAGAAGUGGAUGCGAAGACUGGAGAGGAAGAAAGCUGUGAUGACAAACUGUACUGUGCCUGUCAGGAGGUGGGGUCUGAUAGACUGGAAGAUAGUGGAGAACAGGAGGUAGAAGAAGAAAAAAAGCUCAAAAGUGAGGAAGAGGAAACGGUGACCUCAGAAGACAGUAAAACUGAUGAACAGAAGGAGAUUGUUGAAAGCAUUUCUGAGCAGGAGCAUCUGAACCAGACAGCCGUACGGCGGAACUGGGCUCCAAGCAUCAUAUGCCGCCCUGACAAAGACAUCUACCACUACGUAGGACAGGACAUCGUCAUAUAUGAGUCUAUUGAUUCAUUCGGAGCAAUGAUGUGGCCAGCUGCACUGGCUUUGUGCUCCUACCUUGAAAACAACAAACACACAGUGGACCUGCAGGGAAAAGAGGUGCUGGAACUAGGAGCAGGAACUGGAUUGGUAGCCAUAGUGGCCAGUUUACUGGGAGCUUCGGUCACAGCCACAGACCUUCCAGAGGUGUUAGGUAACCUCCGAGCCAACUUGAUGAGGAACACCAGGGGCCGCUGCAGACACACACCUCAGGUGGCCUCUCUGACCUGGGGCUACGAUAUGGAGCACGCCUACCCUUCACCUGUCUGCAGGUACGACUACGUGUUGGCAGCCGACGUCGUUUACCAUCACGACUUCCUGGAUGAGCUCUUGGUCACUAUGAAGCAUUUCUGCAAACCCGGAACAACACUGAUCUGGGCCAACAAGGUCAGCGCCUAA
Molecule: messenger RNA, 1661 nt
Organism: Cyprinodon variegatus (sheepshead minnow)
Lineage: Eukaryota; Metazoa; Chordata; Actinopteri; Cyprinodontiformes; Cyprinodontidae
Exons: 9
Coding region: 108-1661 (517 amino acids)
Biological process (GO): peptidyl-lysine methylation
Cellular component (GO): cytoplasm; cytosol
Molecular function (GO): protein-lysine N-methyltransferase activity
Source: RefSeq, a predicted model, not a curated record